This is a messenger RNA of Colletotrichum higginsianum IMI 349063, 1488 nucleotides long. RefSeq names its product tRNA-guanine transglycosylase. Gene Ontology annotation, molecular function: tRNA-guanosine(34) queuine transglycosylase activity. The record is from RefSeq and is a predicted model, not a curated record. The transcript is spliced from 2 exons. The coding region runs from base 1 to 1488 and encodes 495 amino acids. NCBI's taxonomy places the organism in Eukaryota, Fungi, Ascomycota, Sordariomycetes, Glomerellales, Glomerellaceae.
AUGAAUGAUGCGCAAACCGUCAACGGGAGGAGGAAACCGGAAGACAUGAUAUUCGAAGUACUGAAGAAGGCCGUCGAUGGCAGCACCUCGGCGGCUCGACUGGGAAUACUGAGUCUCUCCAAGAGGAACCCCAUCGAAACCCCAAACUACAUCGCCGUGGCAUCGAGGGGCGUCGUUCCUCAUGUCACACCCGACAACCUCAAAAAACAUGUUUCUGUCGGUGCAGCAUAUAUGGCGCUUGAGGACUUCAUCGAGAAGAAGAACCCUUCGGCGCUCUCGAUACCUUCGCCUGACAAGAGGCCUCUCCACACCUUUACGUGCCUGCCCGAGACGGUAGCCACGGUUCUCGCUCCCAGACGGUGCCCGGCGAUUAAGACUCCCGUGGGCAACGGCGCAAAGUUCAUGGCCAUCUUCACAUCCACCGGCUUCCGGAACCUCACAGUGGACGAGUACUCGGACGCCGUCGAGACGCUUAAGCCCGACAUUGCCAUCGGCCCGGCGGAUCUGUUCCACACGAGCACGAUGCCUGUCCCGAAGAAGCUCGUACGCAUGGCCGGGCGAACCGAGGACUGGACUGAUGCGUUUCUGACGCCCAAGAGGCGGGAAGCUCUGAAGGAGUCCGGGGUCUCUGUGUUUGCGCCCGUCUUGGCGGUGCCGUAUCCCAUUCAGUGGGAGCAUCUCCGUAACUUGGCCGACGACGUUGUCGACUCCAUCUCAGGACUGGCCGUCUACGAUGUAGACUUGAUGCCCGACAUCGUGGACAAUCACGAACCACUGGUCUCGCUGCCCCGUCUCUCUCUCCACAUUCCCGCCACACCCCAAGAAGUCCUCCGCCAAAUCUCUUUGGGUAUCGACCUCUGCACAAUACCCUUUCUCAACGCCAUCUCCGACGCCGGCGUGGCGCUGUCCUUCACCUUCCCACCACCCGCCGACAUCCACCAGAGCAAGGCCACCCUACCGCUCGGCGAGGACAUGUGGUCGCCCGAGAACGAGGCCUCCCUCGAGCCCCUCGUCCGGGGCUGCCCCUGCUACGCUUGCACGACGCACCAUCGCGCCUUCCUGCACCACCUACUCAACGCCAAGGAGAUGCUCGGCUGGACGCUCCUCCAGGUUCACAACCACCAGGUUGCGACCGACUUCUUCGCUGGCGUCCGGGCUGCCCUGGCGCGGGACGGCGUCGACGGGUUCGAGGAGCAGGCGAGGCGUUUCGCUACGGCGUACGAGGCGGAGCUACCGCAGGGUACGGGCACGAGGCCGAGGGCGAGGGGUUACCACUUCAAGCCGGACCCGAAUCCUAGUAGGAUCAACCCGCCGGCGUGGGAGAACUUCGCGACGGACGGGGAGCGUGCCGGUGCCGAUGUCAAUGGAGCCGCGGCCGCUGCGGCUGCCGGGGGCGCGGAGACUCCGCUCGUGCCUGAUGUGGGAUCACUGAAGCUCGAGGAGAAGGGGUUCGCCGAGGUUACGCAUGGGGAGGGGAAGCCCGAGUAA